Daldinia childiae is the source of this 591-nucleotide messenger RNA. RefSeq lists its product as uncharacterized. NCBI's taxonomy places the organism in Eukaryota, Fungi, Ascomycota, Sordariomycetes, Xylariales, Hypoxylaceae. Bases 1 to 591 code for a protein of 196 amino acids. The record is from RefSeq and is a predicted model, not a curated record. The transcript has 2 exons. Gene Ontology annotation, molecular function: glyoxalase III activity.
AUGCCCGAAUUCGCUCACCCCUGGGACGUCUUCCAUGCCACCAACGCCGAGAUAACCGUAGCCUCAUCCUUAGGCGGCACUCCCCCCGUCGACCCAGGCUCCGUUGAACGCUCCCAGAACGACCCCUUCUCCGCCACCUUCUUCGCCGAACAAAAGGCUCUCUGGAUAAACACCCCCAAGAUUUCCUCCCUCCUCGGCCAAGCCGACCACUUCGACGCCAUAUUCUUCCCCGGCGGCCACGGGCCCAUGUACGACCUGGCCACCAACAGCGCCUCGCAGCAGCUAAUCGCCGAGUUCUGGGGCAAGGGCAAGGUGGUAGCCGCGAUGUGCCACGGGCCCGCCGCGCUAGUCAACGUGAAGUUGGCGGACGGGAGUUUCUUGCUUAGUGGGAACAGGGUCACUGGGUUUUCGAACCAGGAGGAAGAAAUCGCCCAGUUAACGUCGCUAAUGCCGUUUUUGCUCGAGACGGAGCUGGAUAAGAGUAGCGCGGGGAACUUUGUCAAGACGAAUGCCCCGUUUGCCAAGAAGGUUGUUGUUGAGGGGAGGUUGAUUACGGGGCAGAAUCUUGAUAGUACUAGGGGAGGUUGUUAA